Messenger RNA from Coregonus sp. 'balchen', 10819 nucleotides. NCBI's taxonomy places the organism in Eukaryota, Metazoa, Chordata, Actinopteri, Salmoniformes, Salmonidae. The record is from the annotation of a GenBank genome assembly.
AUGGCCAUGGUGAGUGGGGGCUGGGGAGAUCCCAACGGGGGCACCAACGGGCUGGGGGAGAAGGGCUAUCUGAGGGGAGAGGAGGAGGACGGUUCGCCCCAGGCCGGGGGCAGCGACAUGGAGGUCGGGGACGAUGACAAGGCGUGUGUGGUGGACUGUGUAGUGUGUGGGGACAAGUCCAGCGGGAAGCAUUACGGUGUGUUCACCUGCGAGGGCUGCAAGAGCUUCUUCAAGAGGAGCAUCCGCCGCAACCUCAAUUAUACCUGCAGGUGAGACUCAAUGAAUAUUUUUUAAAUUAGUCCACUGUUGAUACAGUCCCAAAAUGUUUUAUUGCGGUGUGCUAUCUAGUGAUUUUACAUUGUUUCCCCUCAUCUCCAAGAAGAUGUCGUACAAAAGCAUACGUUUUCUUGUACAAAACUGGCCUCGAAGUCAGAUAAUUGAGUUUCCCCACUGCGAUCUAGUCAUCCUUACAUCAGCCACUCUGCCCAUAUUAAAAAAUCCAUGAGCAUGAUACAAUAUUAAUGCCAUGGAUCAUCUAAGGAAAGACAGUGAUUGGGUCAUACACACUUAUAUAAUCGGGUUCUGUAAACCAGCAGAUACCUAGAAUAUAUUUAAAUAGAAGCUUAUUUUGUCUCGCAUCGUGUUUUAUGCUUCAGCUUUUUACAUCUACCCUCUAGAUACGUUAUGCAAUCAUGUAGAUACGGUCUGCAAAUGUUUUCUAUCAAAUUGAAGUGACCUUUCUCCAUUAAACGUAUAGCAGUACACAUACAUUACUAUAGAUUUUUGCCAGAGGUUUGUAGCUGUAACAAGUGUCAGCAAAGUUAAAUGUCAUUAUCAUUGCUGUGUGGAUUUGCAUAAGAUGUUCUGAUCUAUAUUUCAGGUCGAAUCGAGAGUGCCAGAUCGACCAACAUCACCGCAACCAGUGCCAGUACUGCCGCCUGGAGAAGUGCUUUCGCGUAGGAAUGCGCAAAGAAGGUACUUAUCCUGUCCACAUACAGUAGCACCUUCCUUUAGCUAUAUUUCUAUGUAUUCUAUGCAGAAUAUACAUGUAUGAACAAAGACAUGAACUCCAGUCAAUAGACUCUGUCCAAAGCCAAAUUUCUGUUCUAAAAACCCCCCAAUUGUUUUAAAGUUGUACUUUUUUUUACCAUUACAUUGACCCAUAGUGUGUGUCACAUAACUAUCCUGGCCCUAUCAUGGCUUGCCAUACGUGCAGGCUCGAUGCCAUGUUCUUUGUCAUCUAAUCUAGUGCCUGCGUGAGUGAGUGGGAUACAACGAACAAGCCACCUGCGGCCCUGUGCACUAGUCAGUCACACACAUCUCUGUCUAUACCUCAACUGUAGUCUGAAGUCCCAAGUGAUGUAGCCCUGUAGAUGCAGUGGUUCUUUGGUUGAUUGGUUGUUUUUCCAUAGACCUUUUGAUUAGAAAUAUGACAUACCAUCUGUAUGGUAGUGGUUCUACUGUUCCACUGGUUGCCAUGUCAUUUUACACUAUAUGCCUAUUGAAGCCCUAAGUAAAAUAUAGUAUCCCUAUGACCUUGAUAUGAGGCAUUUUUGUAAGAUAAAGGGGCUGUAGCCUGAAGCUUCAUAAUGAGCUUCUAUCAAAAGUGUUGGAAAAUGUAUCAAAAGCGUUGGAAAAACUUGUCAAUAUUCAGCUGACUGGCUUUCUUGAUGUCUAUAGUAUUCUCUCUGGUAUGCAAUCUGGUUUCCGCUCAGGUUAUGGAUGUGUCACUGCAAACUUAAAGGUCCUAAAUGAUGUCACCAUUGCCCUUGAUUCUAAGCAAUGUUGUGCUGCUAUUUUUAUUGACUUGGCCAAAGCUUUUGAUACGGUAGACCAUUCCAUCCUUGUUGGCCGGCUAAGGAGUAUUGGUGUCUCUGAGGGGUCUUUGGCCUGGUUUGCUAACUACCUCUCUCAAAGAGUGCAGUGUAUAAAGUUAGAACAUCUGCUAUCUCAGCCACUGCUUAUCACCAAGGGAGAACCCCAAGGCUCGAUCCUAGGCCCCACGCUCUUCUCAAUUUACAUCAACAAUAUAGCUCAGGCAGUAGGAAGCUCUCUCAUCCAUGUAUAUGCAGAUGAUACAGUCUUAUACUCAGCUGGCCCCUCCCUGGAUUUUGUGCUAAACGCUCUACAACAAAGCUUUCUUAGUGUCCAACAAGCUUUCUCUGCCCUUAACCUUGUUCUGAACACCUCCAAAACAAAGGUAAUGUGUCAUAAUCCCCACCGGUGUGAUUACUACCUCUGAUGGUUUAGAGCUUGAGGUAGUCACCUCAUACAAGUACUUGGGAGUAUGGCUAGACGGUACACUGUCCUUCUCUCGGCACAUAUCCAAGCUGCAGGCUAAGGUUAAAUCUAGACUUGGUUUCCUCUAUCGUAAUCGCUCCUCUUUCACCCCAGCUGCCAAACUAACCCUGAUUCAGAUGAUCAUCCUACCCAUGCUAGAUUACGGAGACGUAAUUUAUAGAUCGGCAGGUAAGGGUGCUCUCGAGCGGCUAGAUGUUCUUUCCCAUUCGGCCAUCAGAUUUGCCACCAAUGCUCCUAAUAGGACACAUCACUGCACUCUAUACUCCUCUGUAAACUGGUCAUCUCUGUAUACCCGUCUCAAGACCCACUGGUUGAUGCUUAUUUACAAAACCCUCUUAGGCCUCACUCCCCCCUAUCUGAGAUACCUACUGCAGCCCUCAUCCUCCACAUACAACACUCGUUCUGCCAGUCACAUUCUGUUAAAGGUCCCCAAAGCACACACAUCCCUCUGUCGCUCCUCUUUCCAAUUCGCUGCAGCUAGCGACUGGAACGAGCUGCAAAAAACACUCAAACUGGACAGUUUUAUCUCCAUCUCUUCAUUCAAAGACUCAAUCAUGGACACUCUUACUGACAGUUGUGGCUGCUUCGCGUGAUGUAUUGUUAUCUCUACCUUCUUGCCUUUUGUGCUGUUGUCUGUGCCCAAUAACGAUUGUACCAUGUCUUGUGCUGCUACCAUGUUGUGCUGCUGCCAUGUUGUGUUGCUACCAUGUUGUUUUCAUGUUGGGUUGCUACCUUGCUGUGUUGUCGUGUGUUGCUGCCAUGCUAUGUUGUUGUCUUAGGUCUCUCUUUAUGUAGUGUUGUGUUGUCUCCCUUGUUGUGAUGUGUAUUUGGUCCUAUAUUUAUAUAUACUACCGUUCAAAACUUUGGGGUCACUUCGAAAUGUCCUUGUUUUCGAAAGAAAAGCUAAUUUUUUUGUCCAUUAAAAUAACAUCAAAUUGAUCAGAAAUACAGUGUAGACAUUGUUAAUGUUGUAAAUGGCUAUUGUAGCUGGAAACGGCAGAUUUUUUAUGGAAUAUCUACAUAGGCGUACAGAGGCCCAUUAUCAGCAACCAUCAGUCCUGUGUUCCAAUGGCACGUUGUGUUUGCUAAUCCAAGUUUAUCAUUAUAAAAGGCUAAUUGAUCAUUGGAAAACCCUUUUGCAAUUAUGUUAGCACAGCUGAAAACUGUUGUGCUGAUUAAAGAAGCAAUAAAACUGGCCUUCUUGAGACUAGUUGAGUAUCUGGAGCAUCAGCAAUUGUGGGUUCGAUUACAGGUUCAAAAUGGCCAGAAACAAAGAACUUUCUUCUGAAACUCAUCAGUCUAUUCUUGUUCUGAGAAAUGAAGGCUAUUCCAUGCUAGAAAUUGCCAAGAAACUGAAGAUCUCGUACAACGCUGUGUACUACUCCCUUCACAGAACAGCGCAAACUGGCUCUAACCAGAAUAGAAAGAGGAGUGGGAGGCCCCGGUGCACAACUGGGCAAGAGGACAAAUACAUUAGUGUCUAGUUUGAGAAACAGACGCCUCACAGGUCCUCAACUGGCAGCUUCAGUAAAUAGUACCCGCAAAACGCCAGUCUCAACGUCAACAGUGAAGAGGCGAAAACAAGGACAUUUCUAAGUGACCCCAAACUUUUGAACAGUAGUGUAUAUAUUAAAAAAUAUAUAUAAUCCCAGCCCCCAUCCUCGCAGGAGGCCUUUUGCCUUUUGGUAGGCCGUCAUUGUAAAUAAGAAUUUGUUCUUAACUGGCUUGCCUAGUUAAGCAAUGGUUAAAUUAAAAAUUAAAAUGAGUAUAGCCCACAAUUAUUUACUUUGGCGGUUGCAGAAAACUAGUGGAACUCUGAAUGCUGCCUCUUCAGUCUAAUAUUGAUAACUCUUUCCCUUUCUCUCUCAUGGUCAAAUUACUCACCCAAUGGCUUAAUACGUUAACUAUGGCUGGGAGCAUUUAAUACGUUAACUAUGGCUGGGAGCAUUUAAUACGUUAACUAUGGCUGGGAAUAUUUAAUACGUUAACUAUGGCUGGGAAUAUUUAAUACGUUAACUAUGGCUGGGAAUAUUUAAUACGUUAACUAUGGCUGGGAAUAUUUAAUACGUUAACUAUGGCUGGGAGCAUUUAAUACGUUAACUAUGGCUGGGAGCAUUUAAUACGUUAACUAUGGCUGGGAGCAUUUAAUACGUUAACUAUGGCUGGGAAUAUUUAAUACGUUAACUAUGGCUGGGAAUAUUUAAUACGUUAACUAUGGCUGGGAAUAUUUAAUACGUUAACUAUGGCUGGGAAUAUUUAAUACGUUAACUAUGGCUGGGAAUAUUUAAUACGUUAACUAUGGCUGGGAGCAUUUAAUACGUUAACUAUGGCUGGGAGCAUUUAAUACGUUAACUAUGGCUGGGAGCAUUUAAUACGUUAACUAUGGCUGGAAGCAGUAUUUGAUACAGCCACAAUCUUUCAUCCUCACAAUGAGGGGAAAUUAUUUCCUUUUCUUUCUACGAGCAAUAAAUAUGAACACAAAGGCCAUUGCGUCAUCUUUUAUUCCCCUUUUGGUAAUACAAAUCUUUACAUAGUAAAAGAUGAACACCUCCUGAGGAAUAUUAAUCUUUGAGGAAAACACAUUUUAAUGUAGAAUUCUGCUGUCUUUGUUUUUUAUUCCUCGAGUUAACCUUCACUUGGAGAAUUCUCAAAAAAUGCGAGUCCUCUGUUUCGCCCUCUGUUAGUGAGGAAUCUUUCUGUGCCCCAUUGUGGCUGCUUUAAUCUGGAAUUAUAUGGUGCUAAUCUGGUCAAGACCGUCUGUUGAUAAUCUGCCAAACCUCCUACUGCGAGGGAGCAUGCCUGACUCCUUUUCAACUUCUCCCCCCCCGCCCUCCCUACUUUUCACCCCAAAUCCUAAUCCCUUCCGUCCUCCCAAUCUCCCUGCACCUUCUUAACUCCAACCCAAACCCAUUCCCCUCCCCCUUUGUGCCUCCAUCCCCACCCCAGCAGUUCAGCGUGGACGUAUCCCCCCCUCACACUCCAGCCUCAGCCCCACGGGCACCCCAGUAGGUGGUGGUAGCGGCAUUGGAGUGGCAGAGUUUUACAACAACAACGGCGGGCAGCCCGUGUCGGAGCUCAUCUCCCAGCUGCUGCGUGCCGAGCCCUACCCCAGCAGCCGCUACGGCCACCAGUACAACCAACAGGGCCAGGCCACCGGCGCAGGCGGGGCCGUCAUGGGCAUCGACAACAUCUGCGAGCUGGCAGCUAGGCUGCUCUUCAGCACCAUCGAGUGGGCCAGGAACAUCCCCUACUUCCCAGAGCUGCCCGUGUCAGAGCAGGUGGCUCUGCUCAGGUUGAGUUGGAGCGAGCUGUUCAUCCUGAACGCAGCCCAGUCCGCCCUGCCCCUCCACAUGGCCCCACUGCUGGCCGCGGCGGGCUUCCACUCCUCGCCCAUGUCGGCCGAGCGAGUGGUGUCCUUCAUGGACCAGGUGAGGGUGUUCCAGAACCAGGUGGACAAGUUGACCCGGCUCCAGGUGGAUUCGGCCGAGUACAGCUGCCUCAAGGCCAUCGUCCUCUUCUCACCAGGUGAGCUGUCAGGUUUAUUUUAUUCCCACUAUGUGGAUUGAGAUAAUUGAGUUUAGAUAUUUUUUUGGGACACGCUGAGACUUUACGACAUGCAUGUCAGAUUUUUUGGCCUACAUUCCUGAUUUUUCUACCUACAUGUCAAGUUUUCAACCUGUUGAGACUUAGAUGCAUACUUAGAUAUUCAAACUUUUGACUUGCAUGCUGGGACUUUUGACUUGCAUAUAGGGUUGCAAAGGGAGGGUAUAUUACUGGAAACUUCCGGUGGCCUUUUGGCUACUUCAGAUUAUAACAGGUGUCUGCAAUUAUUUCUGGCCCUCUGUGUGGCCUUUUCGCAUGUAAAAUAUAUAAAAUAAUCAAAUAAUAUAUAUUUAAAAAAAAAAUAAGAUUGACAUUAUCCUAAAUAUAAACCAACAACUUUAGAAAUACCAUUGGUGUUUAAUAUGAGGGUUUCAGAAUGAAAUAUCCAUUAUACAUAUUUGUACAUACUUUUAUUUAAUUUACUAUGUUUUUGCGCCAAACUGGUAGUCUGACUAACACUAAAUACCUCUUGACUUCAGAGUCUGGAAUGGCUCUUUGAUGUUGUCGGCCCAAUGCGUCGAUAAUGAAGGGGGCUGUGCUUUAACUGGUUCUCCUCUGUGUCUUUCUCACUCACCUGUAUAGCCCACAUGUAUAGCCACACAGGCCGAGCACGCCCCCUUCCAUUACAAUGGUUGGAUUUUUUUAUCCAUGGAAAACUAAAGGCAUAUCAACCGUAAAUGACUUGGUAAUAUAAAAUACAUUUAUUUCCAUGACAAAAUUCAAAAGCAAUUUUGGACUGACCAAGUUAGAUAAGUUUCAUAUUUAGAUCUGAAAUCUUUUGGACAUCAGAGCAAUCUUGAGGGAAUCCUAUUUGAGUCUAAAGAUAUUCAUAUGAUAGGGAAGAUAUACAAAACCUUGCAGAGAGCAUAUCCAACAGACAAUCUCAGAAAAAUAAACUAUUGGAAUUGAAACUUAAAAAGAAAGUUGUCUGUCAUAAGUAUUACAAUGUAAAUGUACUUUUAAUCCGUCUGUCUGCAUAUUUCAAGACAUGGCAUAUGAAGGUGCAGUGAGAUACCAGAUGGGUUGGACAAUACAUUUCUCGUCAAUCAUCUUGAAAAAAGUAUACUUAAAAACAUGAAAUUAACCAAUCCUCAAUUUUUAACACAAUGGAAAGGUCAAAUGCUUUAUUUUCUAAAUGUUGAAAGUGCGUGGGCGACUGAGAGAAACAAAAUGGUGUGGUUUGAGGCCAUGUAGCGGAGAGUGAUGCAAGACCUGGAGAUGGGGGUGUGAGCAUGUGGCUCUGGGCAGGUGUGAUGUAGUUGACGUUUGUGUGGGUCUGUAUGCUGUUGUUUGUAUGUAUAUGUUUUGUAUUAUAAAAUAAAUAAAUACAAUUUUACCCAAAAUAAAUAACUUUCAAAUCCAAACAAGGAGCGGUCUCAAUCAAGAGAACCAAUCUAACCCGUUCCACAAUUUCGGAGCAAAUAUUGCAUUAGUAAACGGCCUCCUUUCCAGACCAUUGUGGUCACAGCACUUCCUGCGCUGUAAGUCACAUGGGUCACGUCAGCAAGGCUACCAAACUGGUAGUAAUUGUGAAAACGGUUGUGAAAAGUUGUUGGAAGAGUUACAGAGUUAAUUGAAAAUAAUGCCAUUGUUGAUUAUUUUCAUUAAUUAGGCUAUUUUCUCUUGAACCAUAUGGGCUAUCCACUAGAAACUCAUGGACAAAAUGGACACAAAAAUAGCCUAAUUAAUUAAAUAAAUCAACAAUGGCAUUAUUUUCAAUAUAUGAAUACAUUUUGUAACAGUUAUAAAUUACCUAAAUUACCAUAGAUUGCCAUAGAUUACCUGUUAAUUACCAAAUAUACCAAAGAUUCCUGUAACUUUGGUAAAUUACCGUUAGCUUUGCAACCCUACAUAUCAAUACUUUUCUUCUUGUUUUACUAACAUGCUGAGACUUUAACAUUUUAAUGGGAAAAUAUACACUGAGUGUACAAAUCAUUAGGAACACCUGCUCUUUCCAUGACAUAUACUGACCAGGUGAAUCCAGGUGGAAGCUAUGAUCCCUUAUUGAUGUCACUUGUUAAAUCCACUUUAAUCAGUGUAGAUGAAGGGGAGGAGACAGGUUAAAGAAGGAUUUUUAAGCCUUGAGACAAUUGAGACAUGGAUUGUGUAUGUGUGCCAUUCAGAGGGUGAAUGGACUAGACAAAAUAUUUAAGUGCCUUUGAACGGGUAUGGUAGUAGGUGCCAGGCACACCGGUUUGAGUGUGUCAAGAACUGCACCUCUGCUGUGUUUUUGACGCUGUAUCAGGAAUGGUCCACCACCCAAAGGACAUCCAGCAAACUUGACACAACUGUGGGAACCAUUGGAGUCAACAUGGGCCUGCAUCCCUGUGGAACGCUUUCGACACCUUGUAGUCCAUGCCCCAACGAAUUGAGUCUGUUCUGAGGACAAAACGGGGUGCAACUCAAUAUUAUUAUCCUAAUGUUUUGUACACUCAGUGUUUCUCUUGAUGUUAUCUAAGGAUACCUAAGCACCUGCUUGUCAAAUGACAAAGCCUGAACACAGGUAUACUGCACUUACACAAAUGACUGAUGAUUGGCUGAGAGAAAUGUAUGAUAAAAUGAUUGUGGGGGCUGUUUUUGUUAGACUUCAGUGCAGCUUUUGACAUUAUCAAUCAUAGUCUGCUGCUGGAAAAACGAAUGUGUUAUGGCUUUACACCCCUUGCUAUAUUGUGGAUAAAGAGUUACCUGUCUAACACAACACAGAGGGUGUUAUUUAAUGGAAGCCUCUCCAACAUAAUCCAGGUAGAAUCAGGAAUUCCCCUGGGCAGCUGUCUAGGCCCCUUACUUUUUUCAAUCUUUACUAACGACAUGCCACUGGCUUUGAGUAAAGCCAGUGUAUCUAUGUAUGUGGAUGACUCAACACUAUAUACGUCAGCUACUACAGCAACUGAAAUCACUGCAACAGUUAACAAAGAGCUGCAGUUAGUUUCGGCAUGGGAAGCAAGGAAUAAGGUAGUCCUAAAUAUUUCAAAAACGUAAAGCUUUGUAUUUGGGACAAAUCAUUCACUAAACCCUAAACCUCAACUACAUCUUGUAAUGAAUAAUGUGGAAAUUGAGCAAGUUGAGGUGACUAAACUGCUUGGAGUAACCCUGGAUUGUAAACUGUCAUGGUGAAAACAUUUUGCAACAACAGUGGCUAAGAUGGGGAGAAGUCUGUGUCCAUAAUAAAGCGCUGCUCUGCCUUCUUAACAACACUAUCAACAAGGCAGGUCCUACAGGCCCUAGUUUUGUCGCACCUAGACUACUGUUCAGUAGUGUGGUCAGGUGCCACAAAGAGGGACUUGGGAAAAUUGCAGUAGGCUCAGAACAGGGCAGCACGGCUGGCCCUUAAAAGUAUACGGAGAGCUAACAUUAAUGACAUGCAUGUCAAUCUCUCAUGGCUCAAAGUAGAGGAGAGAUUGACUUCAUCACUACUUGUUUUUGUAAGAGGUGUCUGUUUAAAAUACUAGCACACAGCUCGGACACCCAUGCAUACCCCUCAAGACAUGCCACCAGAGGUCUCCUCACACUCCCCAAGUCCAGUACAGACUAUGGGAGGCGCACAGUACUACAUAGAGCCAUGACUACUACAUAGAGCUAUUCCACAUCAUGUAACUGAUGCAAGCAGUAGAAUCAGAUUUUAAAAAAACAUGUAAAAAUACACCUUAUGGAACAACGGGGACUGUGAAGAGACACACACAAAGGUACAGACACAUACAUACGCACACAUUGUGAUAUUGUUGUAUGGUGGUAUUAAACAUUUUGUAUUGCAGAUAUGUAGUGGUGUAAUAAUGUUAUAUGAUGUACUGUUUUAUAUUUUGUUUUAUAUGUAAUGUAAGUGCUUUAAUAUGUUUGGACCCCAGAAAGAGUAGCUGCUGCCAAGGCAAAAACAAAUACUGGUAGAUUUGAGGAGUGUGGCACCCUCUCCUGGCACAACAAUAUAAGUGCAGAGUACAAUCACAGGCCAAAAUGUGUUGUAGUGGAUAUUGUAAUUGAAAGGUGCACUGCACACUUACCCAAAGAGCGUAACAUUUUUACAUGUAAACACAUUGUCUAGCUCUACAUUUUUUUGUGUGCAUUAUUUUGCUUCAAAUUACCUAAAUCAUCAACAAAACAUACAGAUGAUACAAUGUGUAGAAAACAGGAGAACAGAGGAGGUACAACCUGACCUUUUUUAGUUUUGUUGGUGCCAACUGAAUUCUGUAUGUAGGUCCCCGUCUCAGUUAAGUACUGCUCCCUCCCACUCUGUCCUCACCUCAAGUCUCUGUCACUCCCUCCUUCCCUCUCAGAUGCGUGUGGGCUCACAGACCCUGUCCACGUGGAGUCUCUGCAGGAGAAGGCCCAGGUGGCUCUGACAGAAUACGAGCGGAUGCAGUACCCAGGUCAGCCGCAGCGCUUCGGCCGCCUGCUCCUCCGCCUGCCCGCCCUCCGUGCCGUGCCCGCCAACCUCAUCUCCCAGCUCUUCUUCAUGCGUCUGGUGGGCAAGACGCCCAUCGAGACGCUCAUCCGUGACAUGCAGCUCUCCGGAAGCUCCAUCAGCUGGCCCUACGUCCCUGGUCAGUAACCCCCAAAAUGAGGUCUCCUUCUGGGCAGUGACGACAAGGACCGCAGGUUCCUCUGAAUCAUCAUGAUCCAUCUGUGUGAUCCUAUACUAGCGCCAGCUGGACAUCAUGCAUACUGUACUGUCUCCAUGAACUGAGCUCUCCAUACCAACCUAGUGCCAGCUGGGUCUAUUGCCAGCACACUGGUGCCAACACACCUACUGUGCCCCGUUAUGGCGACCUGAGUCAGCCAUGCCAUCCGCAUGUCAUAGUGACUAGGGACACCUUACAUAUAGACAUUACUGUCCCACCAAUAGAGGUCACUGGAACCUUGUCUCAUUUUCCACAUCUCAUUGCCUUCGGUGCAAUGACUGUCGACAUCUACAUCAGACCUU